GCGGCCCGAGGGCGAGCGGAGGCGGGAGUCGGGCCCAGGUGAGGGGCGCGCGUUGCCAUGGCGACGGGCUCAGGGCGGCCCGCGGCCUAGCCCCGGCCUGGCCGCCCUCUCCUUUCUCCCCGCAGCCGCGCCGAGCCGAGCCGCGCCGCCGCACGCACCGCGCCAUGGCCAGCUCCCCCGUGUCUCGCGUCGUUUACAACGGCAAACGGAGCGGCGGCCCGCGUUCCCCCGGCGCCGGCAGCGAGAUCUUCACGCCGGCCCACGAGGAGAACGUGCGCUUCAUCUACGAGGCCUGGCAGUGCGUGGAGCGAGACCUGCGCAGCCAGAUGGGCUCCGAGCGCGGCCUGGUCGAGGAGUACGUGGAGAAGAUGCCGAACCCCAGCCUGAAAGCGUUUAAACCCGUCGAUCUGAGCGACCUGAAGCGGAGGAACACACAAGAUGCAAAGAAGUCGUAAGGCCUGGCCAAGCCCUAAGGACAAGGAUCGCAAGGAGCAGAAGCCACCUCGAUUAUUGAUUUAUUCAUUUUCCAGAAGGGAUCUUGCCCUUGCACUUGCUCUGGGCUCUUAAUUUCACUGCAGGCAUGUACAGCCUGGCACCGUGUGCUGGUAGCACAAUGCCCUUGGGCUCUGGCAGCCCUCCUGCGAGCCAGCAUCCUGGGAGCUGUUGCUGGACCAAAGAUUGAAAUGUUCAGACUAUUAAUACACUCGUAUCCUUUUCCC
Molecule: messenger RNA, 719 nt
Organism: Phasianus colchicus (ring-necked pheasant)
Lineage: Eukaryota; Metazoa; Chordata; Aves; Galliformes; Phasianidae
Source: RefSeq, a predicted model, not a curated record